Humulus lupulus (European hop) is the source of this 823-nucleotide messenger RNA. RefSeq lists its product as uncharacterized. The transcript has a single exon. NCBI's taxonomy places the organism in Eukaryota, Viridiplantae, Streptophyta, Magnoliopsida, Rosales, Cannabaceae. The coding region runs from base 113 to 712 and encodes 199 amino acids. The record is from RefSeq and is a predicted model, not a curated record.
CCGCGUUAAUUCGCAGAUUCGGAACAUAUUUAUGAUUUUCACCAAUCUAGGAAUAUUAAUUAAGGAAAGCAUAAUAUAAUAUCUAAUGUGCAUACAUCGUUAAUAAUAAUAUAUGGGAAUUUUCCACUCGUGCCAGUCAACGUCAUCAUUGUCAUCAGCAAUCACCACGGCGAAGCUGAUUCUCCAAGACGGAGAACUCCGAGAGUUUUCGAGGCCAAUCAAGGUCUCUCAAGUGCUACAGAACGUUGACAACUCUGCCAACUUCAUAUGCGAUUCAGACGACAUUGACUUUGGGCAGUUUGUUUCAGCCAUUAAUGAAGAUGAAGAGCUUCAGCUAGGUCAGCUAUACUUUGUGUUGCCCUCCACCUGUUUGAAUCGACCCUUUCAGUCCGAGGAUAUGGCGGCUUUAGCCAUUAAGGCAAGCGCAGCGUUCAGAAGAACUAGAGGCCACAGAAGCGGAUCUGGGAGUUGUUGUGCAAGUAAAGGGGUGGAGACUUUGGAGUUUGCUAUCAAGAAAGAUGUGAAUAUGUAUCGGGGAAUAUUGGCGCCGGCGGCUACGGUUGGAGCCUGCAGUGAUAGUGGGAGGGAAUCUGUGAGACGAAGAAGAGAAGGUGGUGGUGGUGAUGGUGGUAAUAAUACUAGUAAUAGGGUUGGACGACCACGUUUUGUAACCAAAUUAAAUGUUAUUGUUGAAGAGAUCUCUAAUGAUUGAAAAAUUGGAUUGAUGGCAAAAUAUUUUCAUCAAGAAGUUGAAUGUAUGUACUAUGUAAAACGAUUUUUUCCAGUAACCAUGUAAAGAAAGAAAAAGAUAUCUUUCUCUUAU